AUGUCUAAUCCUCUUAUAUUUUUCCGUCAAAAAAUUCAAGAGAAAAACGUUAAGAAACUCGCGAAAAAGUCUCCUACAGCUCUUCCAAUUGUAUUACAAAAUCCACAGACAGCUAAAAUCGUCCUCCAAUCAAUCAAAAACGAUAACGAAAUGCCCGCGCUACUUUUUGAUUGGAAUAAUUUAGGUUUCAACGGUAACCUUGCAAAUCCAAAUUGUCGUAACGGAGUUGCAGGUCAGACGCAAGCGGCAAUCGCUGCGAACUUGGUUGCAAAUGGAGCAUUGGACUAUGAGAAUCAUGGCAUUCUUUUUGUUUUUCGAAGUGAUGCUGCAAUUGGAGUAUGGACGAGAAACGUUAAAGCCAAUAUACCAUGGGCAAAAUGUCAAACCGGCGUGCCGGACGUUUGUAAUGCGAUAAUCAGAAUUAAUAGGGUAUCUCCAGACACCGGAAAGGUUCAUCUCGAAGAUUUUCUAGUUGUCUUUGAAUAA
Messenger RNA from Funneliformis geosporum, 486 nucleotides. NCBI's taxonomy places the organism in Eukaryota, Fungi, Glomeromycota, Glomeromycetes, Glomerales, Glomeraceae. The record is from the annotation of a GenBank genome assembly.